AUGAGUUUGCUUCCAUUACCGGCAUCUGCAUUGGCCCUAUCGCAACACCCUGCCAACUCAAACUUCCGGACAUCAUCGCACAACCGCGGUAUGCGUGAUUCCUACCCGGAAUCGACUUUUCGUCCACCAGUUCUCGGUGGUGUGCAGUCCAGAUACGCUGCUCUAGCGGCCAUUCCUUCCCCGCAAGCCGAGCAGACGCACAUUGGAAAGAGCGACGCUCCCAAGGUCAAGAUUGGUGCCGGAGGCGAUGAAUCUGGACGAAAGUAUUUUCAUGACCUCCUCAGCAGAAGCAUCGAAGAUUUACCGGCCCAUGAAUACUCCAGCUAUGCGCAGAAGUGCGAAAGGGUGCACGGGCUGGUCUUAAAGGCCUUUGAAAGGGUAAUUUGCCAAUAUGUGGAGUUGGUUUUAGGCAGGGCUUCGGGCGGCGUAUCACCGUCGGAGCCUUCCAACGCCUCGAAUGUAGUUGAGCCUACAAACAAUAACGGACGAGUUUUCGAUAAUGCAGUAGUUGGGGUGAUUAAGUGUUACAUCUCAAUGACCAAAGAUGGAAUGCCGGGAAAACCCGGAUGGUUCACUGCCAGCGCUCCGAUGCCACUCACAGCAGAAGACCAGGCGGCGAGACUAAACCAGGCAAUACAGCUCAUGUUAGCGAUAGAAUCGCGUAUAUAUGACAUAUUUCGAGAGUAUAUCGCAGCGUACAAGAUGCGGUUCAUAUCGAAGAUGUUCAGUGUUGGCAACGAUGCCAUGCUCAGGUUGACUGACCAGCGGUUUAUUAAAGGUCUGCAGCGUGACUUUGUUGCAGCCGUCAACGAGUUGGUGCCACAGUGCUUCAAGGUGCAAUCUGAUGAUGACAAAAUAAUAGCCGUAAUGCUGCGCUACGCCGCCAGAACUGACGCUUCCUUGGCGGACGCAGUAAAAGAACUGCUCGUGCCAAAACCCAAUCCGUCGUUAGUAGCAAAGGUAAAGCAACGUAUCAAUAACUGGAACACGCUGAAAGAUGUUGAAGAGUUCUCCGCUUUGCUGAGUAGGCUUAACACCAGCGCACGAGCAAGCCUGAAGCGCCACUUAGACGACAGCGCCAAGCAGAGCAAGAUCACGCAGGCGCUGGCGUCACAGCAGCAGCAGAUCGAACUGUACCAGAAGCAACUAAGUGCAAAUUCUCAGGGUCAAUCGCCGCUGAGCUGCGGAUUCUCCUACAGAAUGCCCAAUACCAACCUCAACAUCAUGGGUUCCAUGCAGCGGUACGUUUCAGUCGCCUCACUUUAA
Babesia ovata is the source of this 1266-nucleotide messenger RNA. Its product is annotated as signal peptide containing protein, putative. Lineage: Eukaryota; Apicomplexa; Aconoidasida; Piroplasmida; Babesiidae. The record is from RefSeq and is a predicted model, not a curated record. The transcript has a single exon. The coding region runs from base 1 to 1266 and encodes 421 amino acids.